AUGAUUUCUUACAACAUUACGAUUUUAUUAGUACUUUUAAUUAGUCUUAAUAUAUUUGCCCAAGAUUCAAAUACUUUUCCUUGUGAAAUUGACGAAUCCAUUGAAUUAAAUUUAAAUGAAAAACAAUUGGAUGACUCAUAUAUUGCAGACGAUAUCCGAAUACCAAAGGAGUAUAUUUUUAAAACUAUAGAUAAUACAACUAAUGAAACAAUAACCAGAGGAUCUUUUCUAUUGUCUCAACCUUUUAUGAUUAUUACAAUAAUAGUGUAUUUAGCAAUUAAAAAGUUGCGAAAUUUACAUGGAAAAGCUCUAGUAUGUCAUUUAAGCUCAUUAUCAAUAUCAUAUUUUUGUUUAGCUGGGAUUUUAUUAGGAAAUAAUCGUGAUUAUUUUGAAGUAUGUACUGUAAUUGGUUAUAUUUGCUAUUUUACAAUUUUGUCGGCUUAUUUUUGGUUAAGUGCAAUUAGUUUUGAUUUAUGGUUUAAUUUUAAUUGUUAUGACAAAGCAAAAUCAUGUCAAAAUUUUCGUUUUGGUAUUUAUUGUUUAAUUUGUUAUGGUACAGCUAUAUUUUAUGUAAUAAUUGCUUAUAUAGUCCAAAAUUAUGGGAAAAAAGAUAAUGUUAAACCAGGAUUAGGAUCGACUCAUUGUUACUUGAAUGUUGAAGAAGGUUUUUCUGCUGUAAUAUGGUUAUAUUUCCCAUUGAUAUGUGUUAUAACAUUUAAUAUAGUGAUGUUUGUAUUGACAUGGAUAAAAAUUAAAUCUGUAACAUCUGAAUUAGGUCACAUUAUGAAUAAGGGCAAUAGCCAACGUAGUAUAAAAAAUGAACGUAACAAUUUUCACAUAUUUUUACGUUUAUUUGUUAUUAUGGGAGUUUCAUGGAUUACUGAAAUAAUUUCAUAUUUUGUUGGAACCAAUUAUCAAGAAUAUUUUUAUGCAACUGAUUUUUGUAAUGCUAUGCAAGGAUUGCUUAUUUUUAUAUUAUUUGUCUGUAAGAAACAAACAAGAGAGCUAAUUGUGGAAACCUGGUCGAAACGCAAUCAAGGUUCUGAAAGAUCUGAAUCUAGAUUUAUAUCAAAACCAACACGGAAAUGGAUGUCGAAAUUUAAAAAAAGUAAAAACAUUGAUGAGUCAUCAUUAUCAACGCAGACCACAAACGUUUCCCAAAAUUCAAUAUAA
Molecule: messenger RNA, 1173 nt
Organism: Condylostylus longicornis
Lineage: Eukaryota; Metazoa; Arthropoda; Insecta; Diptera; Dolichopodidae
Product: G-protein coupled receptor Mth2-like
Exons: 7
Coding region: 1-1173 (390 amino acids)
Biological process (GO): cell surface receptor signaling pathway
Cellular component (GO): membrane
Molecular function (GO): transmembrane signaling receptor activity
Source: RefSeq, a predicted model, not a curated record